AGUUAAUAUGCAGGAGAUUUAAUAAAAGAGAGAUGUGUAUAAUGAGGGAUGGUCUGAUAGAGAAUUAGAAGAUAAACUAAGUACUCUUUUUUUGUAUUUAUAGAAUUUUCGACAAAGAUUACAUUGUUAGCAUUAAUUUUAGCUAUAAUCUUGAUAAUAGUGGCAUUUACCUUUUUCAAUAAAUAUUCGCUGACGAUAAUGAUGUUACUCUUGCUUUCAGGAAUUGCUACGGUUGUUUUAAGUGUAAUUCCACAUAUUAAAUUUGAAUUUAGGGGGUGAUUAUGUACUGGUUCAGCACGAGUAAAACCAUAGAGGAAUCAGAGAGUUAGUUGCAAUAAAGAAAAUUUUAUAUAGAUACAAGAAUUUCAGCAGUCGUAUUUUUGGGUUCAUUCAUCAAUAUUUUAUAUAAUAUUAUUUUGCUAGUGUUCAUAGUAUUUUGGUACAGGAUAGGACAGGACUAUUAUUAGGCUAAUCAUUCAGUUGAUGCCAGUAUUGCAUACAUGAGUGAUUACAAGAUUGGAGUGAUUUUGGGAUUUCCUAUUAUGAUAUUGAUAAGUUUGAUCUUGAUGUAUGUGGCAUUCACUAGUUAUAUAACAAUACCCCAAAAGUCAUAAUUGAGACUAUGCAUUUAUGUGUUUGCAUUAUCAACCAUUCUAAUAGCAUCCUUGGCCUUGAAUCAAGCAAACCAAGCAUCAGCUGAUAUAUCAACACCCUACUCACCCCUAUUAGUGUCAAGUGCCUUUUCGCUGUUUAAAACAUUGUCUGUGAUCUCCUUGAUUACAGCUGCAUUCGCUUUCCUAAUUACUUUUAUCUAUAGAAGUAGUCUAUUUGAAACAAUUGGAUAUGCUAACCUGAUAUUGAUAUUUUUAAUCACUGCUUGUUCAUUUUACAUCAUAAGACAAAGUGAAUAGAUGAGAUCAGCCUACAUAAAUCAGUGUGGAUAGGAGAUGCGCAACACUCACUAAGAUUGGAUAAAGGAAAACGCGAGUUGUAACAAAUAUUAGGAACAAAACAAUUGUGAUCCCUAGUAUUAAUCAAUAUUCUGGGAGAAGGAUAGUAGCUAAUAGUGUUUAAAUGUAUCAUGUUGUAAAGCAUUCUCCGAUUCAAUGUCUAAGAACAUAUUUUAUACAGGCUUCUUCUCAUUAUUACUAGUAAUAAGUGGAUUUGCCUUAUCUACAGCUUUACUGUAAGUGGAUACAAGUUUGAAGGGAAUGUAGAUACCUAAUAGAAAAGAAGAUUGGACUUUUGUAUUAAUUGGAAUAGUGGUGCUUGUAUUUUCUAUUUUACUAAUUUUUGGAUCUGCAACAACUCCAAAUUAAAAAGACAUCAUAGUCGUUGCAAAUCAAUAAGUAAUCAAAGCCAAUAAUAAUCCUUUGGUCUACCCUACAGGAAUAGAGAAUGUCACUGGAUGUGAGCCUUUUAUGGAUGUGUAUAAAAAACAGAAUAACAAUAAAGAAUUGGAAUUAAAUGAAGAUUCAAGAUUGACCAUUUUGGCCCCAUAGAUGUAGUUAGUGGUCACAGAGUAUGUGAAUUCAGCCAAAGUCUCUUAUAUUCCAAAGGAAAUGAUAAAAAAUGUAUUUUACACUUCUGCUAGUAGAAGUGAUGGGAUAUUUGGAGUAGAGGGAGAUAAAGGGGAAAUAAAAAAGAUAUUAUCCAACCAUAUUCAGAUCUGCAGUGAGGGUAAUAAAAAGCAAUUGACAGUUGAUAUAUUUGCCUUAUAGAGCAGUAGAUUGUUAUGGUAAAAGCAUAAAGUACAUGCAACAGAAGAUAAGUCAUUUAAUCAGGAAGCGAAAUAGUACAUUAGUAAGAACUUGAAGUUUACUAAUUUACAGAUCAAUAUUAUUGAUAUACAAUCUGGAUUAGAAUUAGAUGAUGUUAUUUUGUAUUUUUAUAAGAAUGAAGAUGAUUGCGGUAAAAUUAAGCCAAUACCUUAGCGAAUAAGUAAUUAUAUUAGUUUAAUCUUGAAUAGUCACUGUAAAUCAGAAUAGUGUGUUAUACAAUAUGGUUGUUAGAGAUUACUACUUCGGGGCUGAGAAGAAAGGAUAUUACUUAUAUUGCAAUAAGUUUAAGAAUUUAGAAGCUACUAAAAGCUUAGAUGUCACAAUGAUUCCUAGAAACACAAUCAAGGGGUAAUUGACAGUUACCUUGGAAGUGCCUAAGCAAGAGAAGUUCAAUGUGUUAUUAGGUGCAGCUUAUCCAGAAUGUGUUGUUGGUUUUUUCAAUGAGAAUUGUGGGGGUAUGCAAUUUUAUGGAAGCAAAACUGCUUAGUCUAUUUAAAUUAAUUAAUUGGCUGACAGGAAGUAUACUUUUUUUGUAAAAUUUGAUCCAAUAGACUCCAAACUGAAGGAACUCAACAAUAAAAAGUCAGAAGGGUUGUAGAUUGAUUCGUCGUUGAUUGACAAUGAACCAAUUUUCAAAGAGAUGAAACCGGUUGUCACUCUCUAUGGUUAUGAGUAGGAGAGACCCAUAAUUAGAUAUUCAUUGCCUUAAGUAAGUAAUUUGAAUAAAGAACCUAAUUUAACUUGGUUGGUGCUGUGUUUGGAUGGAGGGAUUGGAGAUAUUUCUUAAAAGUCUUGUGGGUAAUUUUGGAGGUAUUCUGAGAAUCCGAAUAAAUACGAGAGAGCUGAAAAUUCAAAGGAGAUUUACCCAUAGGUUUGCAAUAAAUUAUGA
Messenger RNA from Paramecium octaurelia, 2670 nucleotides. The record is from the annotation of a GenBank genome assembly. NCBI's taxonomy places the organism in Eukaryota, Ciliophora, Oligohymenophorea, Peniculida, Parameciidae.